CGCCCUGCCUCGACGUAGACUCGCGCGCGCGCCCCAGCCGCCACACGCGACCCCACGGUCCGGCGCGAAGGCCUGCGGAGAGCUCCGUCAGCCACAAGAGUUGCGACAACAGCCCAUCGCGCCGCGACAGACGACGCGCACGCUGCGUCGCCGAAGCCAGGCAGCAUGCCGCCCAAGAAGAAGGCGUCCGUGACCAAGGCCGCGGUGCCCAUCACCGCCAUGUUCUCGAAGAAGCCCAAGAAGGACGCGGCGCCGUCGCCCGCGCCCGCCGCGGCCUGCGACGAGAACAAGAAGCCGUCGCCGGAGCGCGCGGCGACGCCGACGCCGACGAAGCCGCGCGUCGCGGAGCUCCAGGAGGCGCCGAACUCGCGGUCGUCGCCGCGCCUGCGCACGACGGCGCGCAAGGACUACUCCGAGGCGCCGGGCUCCGACGACGAUGAGGAGGAGGAGCGGGCCCCCAAGAAGCGCCCCGCGCGCGCCAAGAAGCCCGCGGCGUCGUCCGACGACGACGACUUCGUCGCGACGGGCCGCGCGAGCGACGACGACGCGUCGAGCGACGACGACGACGACGACGACGACGACGAGUCGUCCGAGAGCGACGGCAUCUUCGAGACGAAGAAGAAGGCGAAGAAGCCCGCGGCGAAGCGCGCCGCGCCGCGCAAGAAGCAGGCCGUGGACCCGGCCAUGGUCGUCGACAGCGACACCGUCGCGGCGCCCGUCGAGCUCUCGGCGGAGGAGAAGGAGCUCAAGUGGCCGAUCAAGCCCGUGCCGCCCGCGUUCAAGCCCAAGGCGGCCCCCGCCGCCGACGACGACGACGAGGAGGCGUCGCCGUCGACCUCGAAGAAGCGCAAGAGCAAGUCGUCGACGGGCAGCGCCUUUGACGUGAUGAUGAAGAGCGCGAAGACGCCCUCCCGCAAAAAGAAGGCCGGCGACGACGACGAGAAGUUCUCCGCGGACCUCGACAACGACCUGCCCGUCAUCAGCCGCCCCCACGACAUCUUCGCCGACAUCGUGCGGCGCUUCCCCGAGAUCGGCGAGCUCGCCAAGUCCAUGGACCGGCCGCUCCGCGUCGCGACGAUGUGCUCCGGCACGGAGGCGCCGAUCCUCGCGAUGGACCUCACGUCCCAGGCCUGCGAGGCCCAGCACGGGUCGCCCUUCCCCGUGGAGCACAUCUUCUCGAGCGAGGUCGAGCCCUUCAAGCAGGCUUAUAUUCAGCGCAACUUCGCGCCGCCGCUCCUCUUCCGCGACGUCCGCGAGCUCGGCAACAAGCGCGCGCACACGGCCUUUGGCGCGUUGGAGGACGUGCCCCAGGACCGGGACCACUUCGACGUGCUCAUCGCCGGCACGUCCUGCGUCGACUACUCGAACCUCAACGACCACAAGAAGACGCUCGACCAGGGCGGCGAAUCCGGCCAGACGUUCUACGGCAUGCACGAGUGGGUCCAGCGCGCGCGGCCCACGCUCGUGCUCCUCGAGAACGUCUGCGGCGCGCCCUGGGGCGGCAUGAUCAAGAACUUCGCCGACAUCAAGUACCACGCGCGCCACUCGCGCCUCGACACGAAGCACUUCUACCUCCCGCAGACGCGGACGCGCGGCUACCUCCUCGCCGUCGCCCACGAGCGCUGCGGGCCCGGCGUCCUCGACGCCUGGGAGGAGAAAUUGGCCAAGAUGCGCCGGGCGGCGUCGGCGUCCCUCGAGGCGUUCAUGCUCGCGCCCGACGACCCGCGCGUCUCCGCGGCGCGCGCGGACCUGAAGCACGUGUCGCGGAACAAGAACGACGUGCCCUGGGAGAAGUGCGAGGCGCGCCACGCGCGCGUCCGCGGCGAGGAGAAGCUCGGCCAGAAGCGGCCCGUGACGAACUGGUCCCACGGCACGAACAACGCGAGCCUGCCCGACUUCGCGUGGCGCGACUGGGCGCACGCGCAGACGGAGCGCGUGCUCGACUCCAUCGACAUCGACUACAUGCGCCUCGUGCAGAAGAAGGUCGACGCGUCCUUCAAGACGUCGGUCUGGGACCUGUCGCAGAACGUCGACCGGUCGAACCCGACGAACUCCAAGCUCGGCAUCUGCCCGUGCCUCACGCCGUCGCUCUGCGCCUACGUGACGAACCAGGGCCGGCCCGUGAUUGGCGUCGAGACCCUGGCGCUCCAGGGCAUCCCCAUCGACGACCUGCUGUUGACGCGCGAGUCCGAGGACAACCUCACGUCGCUCUCCGGCAACGCGAUGUCGACGACCGUCGUCGGCUCCGCUCUGCUGGCCGCGCUCCUCGUGCUGCCCAUGGAGAGCCUGGAGAACAUGGGCCUCGCGUCCGAGACCGCGGCCAAGAAGGCGAAGACGGGCGGCCAAGAAGGCCAAGAAGACGAGGCCGCGGUCGCCGUCAAGGAGUCGGCCAUGGCCGCGCCGCGCGCGCUGCCCAUGGGCGCGCUCGACGACGUCGCGUCGCCCCUCUUCGAGGCCGGCACGCCCGUCACCUACGGCGCGUUGCGGCACGCGGGCAUCCGGACCAUGCGCCGCUGCAUCUGCGAGUCGCGGAAUUCCAACUCCGACGCGCGGAUCCUCCGCUGCGAGAAGUCGGGCCACACCGCGUGCGAGAACUGCGCGGGCAAGCCCGAGCACUACUUCGCGCCCGACGACACGCCCCGGUCCGAGCCCCGCGCCUUCGAGAAGGCGCUGGCCAAGGCCCUGCCGGGGUCCGUCGUCCUCGCGGGCGUCGGCCGCGCGGCGCUCGAGAAGGCCGUCGCCGGCGCGGACGGCGUCGACGACUCGAUCCUCGACGCGUGGCUCGACCACGUCGCGGACCUCGACGGCACGGAGCUGCGCCAGGCCGGCGUCGCGCGCGGCGACGACUGGAAGGCGACCUUCGCGGACGCCGCGGGCAAAUUCACCGCGGAGCUCCGCGUCGGCGACGGCAGCCCCGAGUGGCUCGUCUACGCGGACGCGCCGCCGGGCAAGGGCGCCCUGCGCGACGCCUUCAAGACGCCCGUGCUCCGCGGCGCGACGUCGCCGGAAGGCGGGUUACUUUCCGUCGCGUGGUCCGCGCACGGGCCCGGCGGCGCGUCUUCGAACGUCACGAUCUCGCACGGCGGCGACCUCAUCGACACCUUCGAGUCGACCUUCGCCAUGGAGGACGGCUCCGUGGGCUCGAAGCGCCACUCCGUCAUCACCGUGGAGGGCGACGCGUCCGUCGCCGGCACCUACGACGCGCUGCCCAAGUGCUCCGCGGCGCUCGGCUCGCUCCACAAGCGGCGCGGCGGCGACGUCUACUUCUUCCUCGAGUCCGAGCCCGUGGGCAAGCCCGAGAACGAUGGCUACGUCUUCGCGUUGGACUGGCGCAAGCUCAAGCUCUCGGAGCAGCGCGCGUCCAUCGUCGCGCGGUUGGACGUGAAGUGGAAGCCGCCCGUCGCCGGCGACGGCGUCAACUUCAAGAAGGCCGAGCUGUCGCGGUCCGUGGACGCCGUCGCGCCCGUCUGGUGCGCCCUGCCCGGCGCGUCCCUCGAGGCCGCCGCGGGCCGCGACGGCGUCGUCGCCAAGGUCGAGGCGUCGCUCUCCGGCGCCGUCGACCUGUCGACGGCGUCGCCGCGCGACGCCUUGGCCGUGCUCCAGUGCGCCGUGCCCGUCGGCGACGACCUGGCGACGCUCGGCGGCGUCUGGUCGCCCAAGGCCGCGCGCGACGCCUGGGCGCCCCUCGCGGCCGCGAAAUUGGGCGCGUGCGGCGUGGUAGCCACGCAAACGUCGCGCGAGAUCGGCUUCGUGACGCCGCGCCUCGAGCUCCCCGGGGCGUUGGGGGCCUGGUCCUCCGCGGCCCACGUCGAGGUCUUCGCCGACGCCCUCGCGAAGACGGGCACGUGCUGCGCGGUCUGCGCGCCCACGCCGCCCACCUUGGAGUGGGCCAAGGAGGCGGGCAAGCGGUCGACGACGUUCAUCGCCGUCGAGGACCCCUACAGCGCGGGCGUCUACGAGCGCGCCCUCAAGCACCGGCCGUCGACCUUCGCCAUGCAGGCGCGCCUCGACUCCAAGGGCGGGAAAGGAGAAUUGCGCGUCGCGGUGAACGCGCGCGCGCUCUGCGCGCGCGCGUUCGCGUCGCUGCCCGCGCGCGUCCACGCGCGCCGCGAGGGCGACACGGUGCUCGAGUGGCGCGUCGUCCCCGGCGAGCCCACGUUCCAGCGCGAGCGCGCGCCGAACCGGCCCUUCGGCCUCACGUCGAACCGCGGCGACGUCGAAGCCGCGCAGCCCGCGUCGUUCGUCGCGUCCGGCGCGUCGCUCCGGCCCGAGCAGCUCCGGUCCCUGACCUGGAUGCUCGCCAUGGAGCGCGGCGAGACCUUCAUCGAGGAGGAGGUCGUCGACGACACGCUCAGCGCGCUGGGCUGGCGCGCGGAGGCGCGCGUCCGCGUGCCCACGACGGUCCGCGGCGGCGUGCUCGCGGACGCCGUCGGCUACGGCAAGACGGCCAUCACGCUCGCCUUGAUCGACGAGACGAAGACCGACGAGCCCCCGGCCCUGCCGGCCUACCACGUCGCCGCCGACGGGGCGCCCAAGGCCAUCCCCUGCAAGGCGACGCUCAUCGUGGUCCCGAAGCAUUUGAUGGCGCAGUGGCCGUCGGAGCUCAAGAAGUUCCUCGGCGGCGCCGCGGCGAAGAAGUACAACGUCAUCACCAUCGCGACCAUGCUCGACCUCAAGAAGCUGACCGUCGCCAAGAUGCUCGCCGCGGACAUUGUGUUCGUGGCCGUUUCCGCGUUCCGCACGGACGCGUUCUACGACCAUUUGGCGGAGUUCGCGGCGGUGCACAAGCUGCCCAAGAAGGGCGGCCGCCACUUCCAGGAGGUCCACGCCAAGGCCAUCGCCAACGUCGAGCGCUACGUGGGCCUCCUCCAGGCCGAGGGGCCCGACGCGCUCCGGAAGGCGCGCAAGGCCGACAAGGCGCGCGACGAGGUCACCAUCGCCGUCAACACGUCGAAGAAGCAGGCCUACAAGGACGCGGCGCCCCUGCGCGGCGCCCGCGAGAAGACGGCCGCGCCCAAGAAGAAGAAGGCGGAGAAGCCCGACGAGCCCAUGCCCGACGCGGCCGACGACGACGAGCCCAUGGACGACGAGGACUCCGAGUCCGAGGAGGAGGAGGUCAAGAAGCCGAAGAAGGACGCGUGGAAGAAGCUCCAGGCGCCGCCGCUCCAGCUCUUCCACUUCGCGCGGAAAGUCGUCGACGAGUACACGUACCUCGAGGCGCGCGACGUGCCGACGAUCCACGCGAUCAAGGCGCGGUCGUCCUGGGUGCUCUCCGGCACGCCGCCCAUCGACAGCUUCGACGACGUCAAGUCCAUCGCCGCCUUCCUCGGCGUCCACCUCGGCGCCGCGGACCCCGUGCAGCUCACGAAGAAGGGCACCGUCGCGCGCGCCGACGCGCACAAGGAGCUCUCGAAAUCGGAGAUGUUCCACGAGUUCAUGGAGAACCGGUCCGAGUCCUGGCACGCGCGGCGCCGCGACCUCGCCCAGGCCUUCGUGAACCGCUUCGUGCGCCAGAACGUCGCGGAGAUCGACGAGAUCCCCUUCGUCGAGCACGUCCGCAGCGUCGACCUGCCGUCCGCGGAGCGCGCGGUCUACCUCGAGCUCGAGCACCACCUGCGCGCCCUCGAGAUGCAAACCUCGAAACACGCGGGCCGGGGCCGCGCGGGCUCCGCGCGGAGCGACCGCGAGGCGCGGCUCCGCGAGGCCUUGGAGGGCUCCAGCGACGCGCACGAGGCGCUGCUCAAGCGCUGCGCGUACUCGACGCUCGACGGCGGCGCCAAGGGCGCGCCGGCGACCGUCGUCGGCGCCUGCGACUUGGUGGUGGCGCGCCGCGAGGCCGAGCUCGACGAGUGCGCGAACCAGAUCCGCCGCGAGGUCGCCGCGGCGUACCGCCUCGAGGGCGAGCUCCGCCGCUGGGACGCCGCGCGGCCCAUGAGCGGGCCGACGGUCAAGUCGAAGCCCUGCCUCGACGCCUUCGACAAGUUCGACUCGGCGACGGGCAUGUGGUACGCCGAGGACGUCGGCGGCUCGGCCGCGGGCAAGAAGCGGAAGGCGGCCGACCGCGUCUGCGGCCACAAGCACAUGCGCGAGCUCGCGGACGAGCUCGCGGGCGGCUACGGCGACGCCGAGGCGUCGGCGAAGCUCCUGGCCAUCGUCGACGAGGCGAAGCAGGACGCGGCGAAGAGCCCGAACUGCUCCCUCGCGAAGCCCGCCGCGGCCGACGACUCGGACGACGACGCCUCGGACGACGACUCGGACGCGCCCAAGAAGAAGAAGAAGCCCAAGAAGAAGGCCAAGAAGAAGGUCGACGAGAAGGACCGCGCCAAGUACAUCGAGGACGUGUCCUACCACCACAAGAUCGACGCGCUCGUGUUCCCGGAGCCCGUCGUCGCCGGCGAGUCCGAGCCCAAGCGCGCGGAGCGCGCCGCGACGCUCAAGGAGCUCAUGUGGGCGCUGCGGAACCAGGUCUACGAGCUCCGCGCGCUCAACAAGGAGUUCGUCGGCCGCAUGCGGUCCCUCCGCUUCUUCCGCGGCAUCGCGCGCGCCGCGAAGCGCAAGGGCCUCACGUGCGACGCGACGGGCGCGAAACUGGACCUCGCCAAGUUCGCGCUCCUCAGCUGCUGCGGCCACGCGGGCGACGUCGACGCGCUGAAACUCGCGGCGGCGCGCGAGGCCUGCCCCGUGCCCGGCUGCAAGGCGCCCGUGCGGCUCCACUCCGUCGUGCCCUGCGCGGCGUUCGCCGCGGACGACGGCGCGACCGUCGCGGCGCCCCACGGCGCCAAGCUCGCCCAGAUCGUCGACCUCGUCAAGUCCCUGCCGGGCGACGAGCGCGUCCUCGUCUUCGUCCAGUUCGCGGACCUCCUCGCCAAGGUCGACGGCGUGCUCAACGACUCGGGGAUCAAGACGCUCAAGAUCAAGGGCUCCGCGCACCAGAUGAUGAACGCCAUGACGGCCUUCCAGGCCGAGACCCUCGCGAAGGACGACCCGCGCGUCCUCCUCCUCGAGCUCCACAACGAGUCCGCGUCCGGCGCGAACCUCACGACCGCGAACCACGCGAUCUUCGUCCACCCGCUCCACGUCGACAAGCUCCAGACCUACAUGGCCUGCGAGACCCAGGCCAUCGGCCGCGUGCGCCGCUACGGCCAGAAGCGCACGGUCAACCUCUACCGCUUCCUCGCGGCCGACACCGUCGACUCGCGGCUCUUCGAGUCGCGCCGCGACGAGCUAGCACCAACGCCGCAAGCGAUGGCCGACGACCUCGCCGCGGAGAACGCGCGCCUGCGCGCGCGGCUCGCGGCGCUCGAGGGGCCGAGCAUCGCGUCGAGCAUCGUCGAGCUCGUCGGCAACACGCCGCUCCUGCGCCUCGACGCCGCGUCCGCCGAGUGCGGCGAGGUCCUCGGCAAGCUCGAGUUCCUCAACCCCGGCGGCUCCGUCAAGGACCGCGCGGCGCUCGAGAUCGUCCUCGCGGCCGAGCGCGACGGUUCGCUGCGGCCCGGCGCGACGCUCGUCGACGCGACGUCCGGCAACACGGGCGUCGCGCUCGCCAUGGUCGCCGCCGCGCGCGGCUACGGCUGCGUCGUCGUCAUGCCGCGGCUGGGCCCCAACGUCGAGCGCUACGCGCUGAUCAAGGCCUACGGCGGCGCCGUGCUCCUCUCCGAGGUCGCCGACGGCACCGAGGGCAUGCUCGCGCUCGCGGAGCGCGCCUGCGCCGCCAUCGACGGCGCCUUCUUCUGCGGCCAGUUCGCGAACCCGGCGAACGAGCGGAGCCACUACGCGGCCACGGGUCCGGAGAUCUGGCGCCAGUGCGGCGGGCGGCUCGACGCCGUCGUCGUCGGCGCGGGCGCGGGCCGGCGCACGGGCGGCACGGCGGCCGGCGUCGGCCGCGCGCUCCGCGAGGCCGCGGCGGCCGCGGGCGCCGCGCCGCCGCCGGAGAUAAUCGUCGUCGAGCCCGAGCUGUCGCGGGUGCUCAGCGGCGGCCAGCACCAUAACGGCCACGGCGUCACGGGCAUCGGCGCGGGCGUCCCGCUCGCGUUCGUCGCCGCCGCGGGCGAGGCCGCGCCAAGCAAGCUCGGCGACGCGCUCGACGCCGCGCGGGACCUCGGCCUGACCGCGGGCGUGCUCGCGGGGCCGAGCUCGGGCGCGGCGCUCUGCGUCGCGCGGCGCGUCGCGCGGCGGCUCGGCCCGAAGAGCCGCGUCGUCGUCGUGCUGCCGUCGGCGGGCGAGCGCUACCUCACGCACCCGCUCUUCGACGCCGCGCGCCGCGAGGCCGAGUCGGAGCUCCGGCGCGCCGUCGCGCCGGGCCGCUCCGACGCGGCCGCGGAGCUCGCGAAGCUCCGGCGCGAAGCGGCGCCCGCGCGGCGCGCGCCGCCGCCGCCGGCCGUCGUCGACGCGCGCGCCGCGCUCGAGGCCGACGUCGCGGCCGUCGUCGCGGGGCUCCUCGGCGUCGACGCCGUGCCCCCGGACGCGCGGCUCGAGGACCUCGGCGCGACGUCGCUGACGGCGGCGCGCCUCCUCGGCAAGCUCGCGCAGUCCGGCGCGCUCGCAGAGGGGAGCCUGCCGGGCGCCAAGGUCGCGCUGCUCAAGGUCGCGUUGCUCGGCACCGCGCGGGACCUCGCGCGCGUGCUCCUGCGCCUCGGACCGGGCGACGCGCCCCUCCCCGGCGCCCCGGCGCCGCCGGGCUACGCCGUCCACUUCGCCGCGCUGUCGGCGUUCCUCGCGUCGCUCUUCGAGGGCCUGCCCGUCGCCGGCGGCGAGGACGCGGGCAUGACCGGCGCGUUCCGCGUCACGCUCGCGACGCCGAACGGGAGCGUCCUCCUCUCGCCCUACGGCUUCAUCGACACGCCCGCGAGGCGCGCGCGCCUCGCGGCCACGCGCGCCGCGACGCCGCUCAUCGGCGACUUCUUGCUGUCGACGCCGAUGGCGAUCGACGCGCCGGCGGCGACGCCGUCGCUCCAGGACCCGACGCCGCCGGCCGCGGCGGCCGCGUCGUCCGCGCCGUUCGCGGAGACGACGGUCGCGGACCACGCGUGGCGGCAGACGAACCACAUCUGGAGCGAGGAGGAGCUCGGCCGCGUGACGGCGACGUCGCACGCGCCCGUCACCGCGUCCGACUACGCCACGAAGGGCUUCAUGAACGUGCUCUACCACGGCUUCAACUUCAUCACGGGCUACGACCACGCGGACCCGUCGCCGAGCUCCGUCGCGUGGCGCCUCAUCAUCCUCGAGUCGUUCGCGGGCGUGCCCGGCUUCGUCGCCGCGGGCUUCCGCCACUUCUACUCGCUCCGCGAGCUGAAGCGCGACCACGGCGCCAUCUUCACGUUCCUCGAGGAGGCGGAGAACGAGCGCAUGCACCUGCUCGUCUGCAUGAAGAUGUUCGAGGCGUCGCCCGCGACGCGGGCGCUCGUCGUCGCCGCGCAGUUCACGAUGACGCCGCUCCUCUGCGCGACGUACGCGGCGAGCCCGCGCGCGAUGCACCGCUUCGUGGGCUACCUCGAGGAGACGGCGGUCAUGACCUACGCGAACCUCGUCGAGAAGGCGGCGACGCCAGGCACGCGGCUGCACGGUGCCUGGGCCGGCCUCGACGCGCCGGACAUCGCCAAGUCCUACUGGAAGCUCGACGACGACGCGAGCUGGGCCGAGUGCCUCCGCCACAUGCUCGCCGACGAGUCCCACCACCGCGACGUGAACCACGCGUUCGCCGAGCUCCCGCGCGACGCGGAGAACCCGUUCAUCGGGGACCACAUGCGCGACUUCGACAAGGCGGCGACGGCCCACGCCGCCGCGAAGCGCCGCGAGUAAGCGCCCUCUCCCCCGG
Molecule: messenger RNA, 9814 nt
Organism: Aureococcus anophagefferens
Lineage: Eukaryota; Pelagophyceae; Pelagomonadales; Pelagomonadaceae
Exons: 7
Coding region: 166-9798 (3210 amino acids)
Cellular component (GO): cytoplasm
Molecular function (GO): ATP-dependent chromatin remodeler activity; methyltransferase activity; alternative oxidase activity
Source: RefSeq, a predicted model, not a curated record